Purpureocillium lilacinum is the source of this 4932-nucleotide messenger RNA. RefSeq lists its product as uncharacterized. The record is from RefSeq and is a predicted model, not a curated record. NCBI's taxonomy places the organism in Eukaryota, Fungi, Ascomycota, Sordariomycetes, Hypocreales, Ophiocordycipitaceae.
AUGGUCGGGCUGCCCCCCGGGUGGGAGUCCGACUACGACGGCAAGCGCUGGUUCUACACGUACAAGGCCAGCGGCCACAUCCAGUACCACUUCCCCUCCGAGGGCGACGAGUUCCCAGACUACCUCGAUGCCUCCGCCCCGGCGCCAGACCUCGCCCCCGAGGAGCGUCUCGAGUCGCAGCAGCAGCUCCGCCGGCAGACCACCACCAGCGCCGCCAGCGCCGCCGCCAAGCAGCUCUCGCCACCGAGCCCUCACCGCGCGGGCAAUGGCAACGCCAAGCCGGGCAUGUCCGCCACGGCGCGGCCCGUGAGCGCCAUAUGGGAAGGCGAUGGCGGCGGCGACGACGAUGCCGAGCAGGUCUUUCAGCCCGAGAACUUCAUGUUCCUCGGCCCCGGCACAUAUACCGAAGUGAGCCCGCUCAACGAGGAGGAGGAGGAGGCGGCCCGCAGAGUCGUCGCAGGCGGCAUUGGCGAGAGGGUGGCCGGCGACGGCACUGCCGCUGGCGGGUCUGCUGCUGGAACCAAGGCCGUGAGCCCAGUGGCCAGUACGGCGACGACCCCCAUGCUGCAGAAGAGCGAGGCGUCGGCGUCUCCUCCUGUGCCGGCUGCGGGCCAGCAGAUUGUCGUUGAGAGCCCUCCGAUUGAGGCGGAGCCAGUGUCGAUGCCGCCGCAGGAGGAGCAGCCUGUGGUGCACAUGAUCGACAGUCGCGAGAUGCCGCAGGAGCUGCCGGUGCCGCCCCAUGUAUUCGACCCCGUGGGCGUCGUGGCCGAGAUGCCAACAGAACACACGGCCGUGGCGCAUAUCGAGCUGCACCCGGACCCGGUUGAGAUGGGCGACAGCUCAGUCCUCGCUCCGAUCGAGACGGCCAUGACUGCACCUGCUCUGGGAAUGGCCGAGCUGCCGGAACGGAGCAGCCCUGUCGAGCUCAAGCUGCCGCAAAAGACUGAAAAGACGGAAGAAGUGGCCACCGCGGCUGUCGCCACGGAGCAAAAACCGGACAACGCCCAGCACUCAUCGCAACACGGCGUGGCUUCUCCAAUGAGCGGAGUAAAUGGCCAUCCAGUCUCACAGGCACCGCCCCCAGGAGCCCAGGGUACGAAUGAGUUGGUGGUGACGGGUGUUGAGACCAGUCAAGUCCAUCAACAGUCACCUUAUAUAGUCGUUCAGGAGCAACAGCCUCAGGUACAAGUUCAACAACAGCAACAACAACCACAACAGCAUCAGCAGCAGUCGCAACAGCAGCAACCAAGUCAUCAGUGGUCGGAGCAACAGGCUCAGGUUCAAGUUCAGCAACAGCAGCAACAACCACAGCAGCAACAGCAACAGCAUCAGCAUCAGCAUGGGCAGCAGUACCAAUACCAGCAGCAACAGCCACCUAUUGCGCAACAAUGGACACAACCGUCUGUUACACAACAGGGCUACCAGGCUUCGAUACCCCAACCUGGAGCCUCCGCGCACCAGCCUGAGCAGGCGCUUGAGCCGCAGCAGACGCAGCAACAUCCCCAAGGCCAGCCAGCUGCGCCGGCCCCAGAACACGCAAAGCAGCCGCCUGAGCAGUUUCAGCAAUCGGAGCAGUCCCAAGUUGCCCAGCCGCCUCACCAAGGCCACCAGCCUCAGCAGCACCCUCAGCAUCCGCAACCUGCGCAGCCCGAGCGACAACAACAGCAGCAGUUUCAGCCGUAUCAGCAAGUCCAGACGCAGCUAUCACAGCCAUUGCAGCAACAGCCGCAGAACCAGAACAUCCAGCCACCUUCACAGCCUCCACAGCCUCAGAGUCAACCACAGUACCAACCCUUGCCCUCUGAGCAGAGUCAUCAGGCCAAGCAAGCAGGAGCGCAGUAUCAGGCGCCGCAGCAAGCUCAACACCAGUGGCAACAGCAAUGGUCUCAGCAGCAAUCGCAAAGCCAGCCACAAUCGCAAACCCCCCAACAAGACUUACCUGAGCAGUUCAAGAUCACGAGGAAGCCAACUGGCGGGCUCGAUCCACAAGCAUACCGGCCGUACAGCCCUGGGCAAGCGUCGGCUGAUACAUCGGCGCAACUCGCUUCGGAUAGACGGAAGGGCAGCGCUGUGGCUCUGCAACGUGAAGCAUCGCUGAUGCUUGGGCCGAAGUCGGGUGCACCCACCGUCGAUCCCAGCACCGUCCCUCGGAUAUUGUCGCCGGCACAGAUGCCUCCGCAGACCUCUGCAGCAGAGGUUAUGCAUCAACCUGCGUCCCAGCCAACUACAUCAACGCCCAGUCAACCAGCAGGGGAGGUAAAACCCAAGCAGGAAUCGACUCAAGAGCAAAGCCAGGGCCUGGCACACUUUCCUUCGGUGCUACAGCCUGCAUCCAAAAGAUUGUCUACCCAAGGCAUGCCGCAGCCAGUAGCCCCUUCGCCCGCUCAGCCACCAUCGACAUCCACAUCUCAAGCUCCCCAAGCUCCCCAGAAGGGCCACGGGGUCCUGUCCAAGUUCCCGUCUAUCCUCAAGCCCGCACGUGGGAAAGCGGCCACUCCCGGGCCCCAGCAAGUGCCACCCCAAAUGCAGACAACUCAGCCAGCACAAGCUCCCGUCGCAGGCGGUGGGCCUGUAGGUUCGGGACAGCAGCCUCUGCGCCCAGAGAUGCCGAGGCACACUACUGUGCCUGGCCAGUUGCCCUCUCAGGGUCCUGCGCCUCCUGGUACGCAGGUAAACUUGCCAUAUCAUGGAGCUCCCGGUCCACUGUCUGCUCCUCAGGGGCCUUGGCAGAUUCAACAGCCCAUGAGGCCGGCGAGCGUCAUGCCGGCUAUUGGAGGCAGCUACUCGCAGCCGAACCAGUGGGCAGCGCGUUAUCAGCAGGUUGCGCCUGGUGCCCCAGGUCAGGUUGCUUCAGGACCGUCUCCGCCCGGCCAGUUUGUCCCGCAGCAGUAUCAGCAAGCCCCCGGCAUUCAGUCGUCACAACCGGCUAGACCUCAGAGCGCGAUCGGGACUCAUGCUCCACCCAAGCCCGCACCGGCUGCCACGACCCAGGGCACACAGGGACCACCACAACAGCAAACGGACCCAACCCAGACCACGCCGAUUCAAGCUGUCCGGCGCGCCUCAACUUUCAGCCCGGGGGACGUGUCGCCGAUUCGGUCCAGGUCUGAGAGCCAGUCGUCCGGCCUGCCGGUGCAGACCCCGUCCCCGAUCGAACCUUUCCGACGAGACUCUUCCAACCCAUCGCUCCCGUCACUGGCACAGAGUGUCAACGGCCCUGGCUUCACACCCUCCCCGGUAACGGGCACUCCUGGGUCUGCUUCCCAGGUGACGGCUCAAGCACCUCAAGGCCCUCCUCGACCAAGCAAACUACCGCUGCAGCAUGCUCCAGGCUCCUUCUUUCCGAAUCAAGGCUCCGCCACCACACCAUCACAGCAGGGCCAGACACCAGCGCAGGCGGGCCCGUCAAAUGCUCCGCAGCCACCUGCGAUACCGGCACCUCUCCUUAGCAGUGAGUAUCCGAUAGGAUAUCAGGUGGUCGCGGCGACGCCCUCGAAGAAAGCACCCGCUCCAGCCAAACCCAUCGAGCCCCCGCAAGAGAGUGAUCAGAAGCAGCAGCCCCAGCAGCAGCCCCAGCAGCAGCAGGUCGUACCACCUCAGCCUUCAGACCAAAAGUCCACGCCGUCGACACCGGGUCACCUGCUUGGUCGCAUUGAGGAGCACGACGAGUCCGAGGCUGUCUCAGAGCCAAACGCAACUCCGCUGGGAACGCGGCCCAGCUCCAUUGGCUCCAGCCUGCCGCAUUCCCCUAGCCUUCAGAGGCAGAGCCUCCAGCCAUCGCCAGCGCAGUCGACUGUGCUGCCGCAACCACCAGCGCAAACACAGGGACAGGGGCCACCCGCUCAGCAAGGCACUGUGCCGGGCCAACCGCAACAGCAGCAGCAGCAGCAGCAGCCAGCACAAGUUCCCCCACAACAGCCGCAUCAUGGCCAAGGCCAGGGCCCGCACACCCCUCAACAAGGGAUGAUGCCACAUUCAGGGCAUUACCAAGGCAUGAUACCGCCUCAAGGACAGAUGCCAAUGGGUCCCGGAGCCAUGGCGCCUCAAGGCUAUGGCGUCCCCGGGCAGCACUUCUCGCAGCAACCUCAAUGGGUGAUGCCUCAAACAACUCAGGCCGGUCCGGCGUCCCCCCAGAGCGGGAACGGUUCGACGAACAAGGACAAGGACAAGAAGUGGACAAAGUGGUUCAAGAGCUCGAAGCCCUCUGCAAGCCAAAAGCCUCCGCAGCAAUUUGUGCAACAACACCCGGGACAAGCGCCUUCUCAAGGACAUCCCAACCAACCUCCACCGAACUGGGCCGCCGGGCAGUAUGCGCCACCACCUGGAUGGCAUCCCUCCCAAGGGCCGCCUCCACCAGGAUUUCAACCCGGCAUGCACCCACAAUAUGGAUAUGGGCCACCAAUGGGCGGACCGAUGCCUCCAGGAAUGGCGCCUCCUGGGCAGAUGCAGUUCGUUCCCCAGGGAAGGCAUAGCAUGUCAGACUCUGCCUCUACGUCGACGGUAGCAUCGGCACUGCCUCCCCAUAUGCAACAGCAUCCGCAUGGACAAGCACCGGGUCAAGCCACUCCACCGCAGAACCAGGCCCCGCCGAACACCGCAGGCCCUUUUCCUGCGGGAGGAGGCAAUGAGUCGCAUCACUCCAAAUCCAAUUCCAUCGCCAGCCUGCCACCGCAGGGUCAGGCGACCCCGCCCAUGCCAGGUCAACAUCCCGGACAGAGUUCAAAACCCUCGUCGGAGCAUAAUUUGAUGCCAGCUCCGCUGUUUACAAGCCAGGGCACGGCGAUUCCGAACCCAGGGCAAGCCGGUGGAAGCAACAUGGGCGGCCAGCAGGCGGCUCAGAGCCAGCCUCUGGACGACAAGUGGUCCAAGAAGCCCGCGGCAGACUACUCUGGUGGUGACUGGGGCGAGGAUGAUCAGUGGCAGAGGCAAUAA